Messenger RNA from Aedes aegypti (yellow fever mosquito), 3999 nucleotides. Its product is annotated as organic cation transporter protein. Bases 789 to 2906 code for a protein of 705 amino acids. Gene Ontology annotation, molecular function: transmembrane transporter activity. Lineage: Eukaryota; Metazoa; Arthropoda; Insecta; Diptera; Culicidae. The transcript is spliced from 7 exons. Gene Ontology annotation, cellular component: membrane. Gene Ontology annotation, biological process: transmembrane transport. The record is from RefSeq and is a predicted model, not a curated record.
UGAUCGGUGUUGGGACGAGUGAAGAAGUAUGUAAGUGGUUGUCUUCAGCGUAACUUGCAAGCUGUUAACGAUCGGUGUCUAAUUUUCGAAAGUAAAUCGUUCGGGAAGAGCGCGUAUCCUUCAGAGCGUAGCCGGAACUUUGGGGGUCCUGAGGUUUCGCGCAAACUCAUUUCCUCUCACUGUGGAUCGAGUGUUCUUUUAGGCUCGCUGGGGGUUCUAACCUGGGAGAGCGAUCGCGAAUUCUCGUCGGAUGGGGCAAAGGCUCUCCGCUAUUGUUCCUGUGAAUGUGUCACCUAUUUCUUUAUUCUCGCGGAUGGAUGCUGUGCUGUGAUGGGAGAAAAUCUCAGCGAUCGAGAUUUGCUCUCCUGAAGCUGUGCGGGCGCGCGUGAUCGUACAUAUCCCUGGCUCCUAGACUUUAUAUAUUGAUGUGAUCAACUACAGAGGACUUCAAUCUAGUGCGAUCAGUAGUUUAGGACCGUUGAGUUCUUUUUUGAGAAGAACAGGGAAACUGGCGCUUGCGUCCUCCUGGUGAGUGGAACGAAAAGUAGCCAUCGGUGUAUUACUUGCAAAAAAGAUUCAAACGGUGCAAAUUGUUUAGUAACGGAACAUGUGCUCAAGCCAGGAAUUAUAAUAGUAAAAUAAAUUGAUAAAUCCCGGGUGAUCAGUGUGUCGUGUGUUAAAAAAUCAGUGUCAGUGAACCACAAGUGAUUUUUUCUACAAUUGAAAGCUGCGAACUAUCAUUUGAACAAUCAAUCCAUAAGAAAAAGAAGAACACAAUAUAUUACGCCAUGACACCGAAGCCCCAGGAGAAUAUCCCAGCAGUGCACGCUGGAGAAGAUCACGACAUGCCGGGGUCGUUGAACAACGUUAGCAGCUUGGGCAACCUGAACCACAACCUCAAACUGAACGGGUUCAUCAACAAUGGUUUCGUGUCGGACUGUCCGGCCCAGUCCGACAGCAAAUCCGACCACCAAACAAAGGAGCUGGAGCUGAAGGAGAAGAAUAAUGCCAAGAACACCAGCUUGAAUUCUAGCAGCGGUGCGUCGACGGGCGUCCAGGAAAAACCGAUCGUCGACUUUGACGAUCUCCUGCCGCACGUAGGCGAGUUUGGACGGUACCAGAAGAUCCUCUUUCUGCUCAUGAUCCCGUUCGCGUUCUUUGUGGCGUUCGUGUACUUUUCGCAGAUCUUCAUUACGAUAGUGCCCGAAGAGCACUGGUGUUGGGUUCCCGAGCUAGAACACUUGUCCGUAGAAGAAAGACGCGCCCUAGCAAUUCCCGUUCAGUAUGAACAUGGAACUGAGUUUGACGACGGCAUUGCUUCGUACAGCAAGUGCUCCAUGUAUGCCGUUAACUAUACCGAAGUGCUAGCCAACAACAUCCGCAAGGCUGACCCGUCCUGGCCGAUUCAGUCCUGCAAGAACGGCUGGGAGUACAACUUCACUGACGUGCCAUACCGAACAGCAGCUACCGAUUUCGAAUGGGUCUGCGAGAACGCGUACCUCUCGACCCUGUCGCAGUCCAUCUUCUUCGUCGGUGCCAUCGUCGGUGGGCUGCUGUUCGGUUGGAUCGCCGAUCGAUACGGCCGUAUCCCAGCGCUGGCCGGAUGUAACGUGAUCGGAUUCGUCGCCGGUGUGGUCACCGCUUUCGUCGGAAACUUCUGGCAGUUCGCACUGUGCCGGUUUUUGGUGGGAUUCGCCUUCGACAACUGCUUCACCAUGAUGUACAUUCUGGUUCUGGAGUACGUUGGACCAAAAUGGCGUACCUUCGUAGCGAACAUGUCGAUCGCCCUGUUCUUCACCGCCGCCUCUUGUGCUCUCCCAUGGAUUGCGUACUAUCUCGCCAACUGGAAAAUCUUCGCCAUUGUUACCUCCGCUCCGCUGGCCUUGGCCAUCCUUACCCCAUGGCUCGUCCCUGAAUCCGCAAGAUGGCUCGUCUCCCAGGGCAAAGUGGACAAAGCUAUCAACAUCCUGAAGAAGUUCGAAAAGAUCAACAGGAAGACCGUUGACGCCAAAGUGUAUCAGGAUUUCUCCGAAAGCUGUGUCCGCUUGCAGGAGGAAGAAGCCGCUAACAAUAGCUACUCCGUGCUGGACUUGUUCAAGACCCCACGCCUUCGCAACAUUACCAUUUUGCUUAUUGUUAUCUGGAUGGCCAUCUCGCUGGUAUUCGAUGGACACGUGCGUAACGUUGGAUCCCUUGGACUGGAUCUGUUCUUUACGUUCACGGUUGCUGCGGCCACUGAACUUCCGGCCGAUACCUUCCUCACUCUGACUCUGGAUCGCUGGGGUCGCCGUUGGUUGGCCUGCGGAACGAUGGUUGCCAGUGGUGUGUUCAGCCUGCUCGCCACUACCGUGCCAGUUGGGGCUUAUUCCGCUACGUUGGCCAUUCUGGGUCGGUUCAGCGUCAACAUCUCGUACAACAUUGGACUGCAGUAUGCUGCCGAGCUGUUGCCUACCGUGGUUCGAGCCCAAGGUGUUGCCUUCAUCCAUAUCAUGGGAUAUGUGGCCAGCAUUGUCGCUCCAUUCGUCGUAUAUCUGGCGCACAUUUCGCCUGCGAUGCCGCUGAUUGUGCUGGGAAUCUUGGGAAUCUUUGGAGGACUUCUGUCCUUGAUGCUGCCCGAAACUUUGGGACACGAUCUGCCGCAAACGCUCGCAGACGGAGAAGAAUUCGGACGUGGGCAGAAGAUCUGGGAUUUCCCGUGCUUAACCAAGAAAAUCAACGACGACGAGGUGGACGACCUUCCGGUGGAGCGUUUCACCCGGGCCACAUCGAAGACCUCUAUCGGCGCCUCGCUGCGUGCGUCGACGCGUGGCGAACUGCGCUCCAGCAUGCUGAACCGUUCAAUCCGUUCCCGCGUCUCGGUGCGUUCUCUCCAGCAGCGUUCGGAUCAGAUGUCUGCUAUCGUGUGACCGGCUGGUAUCCUUUAAUUGAUGAUUGAUCCAUGCUCAAUUGAACCUACCUGGAAGACACAUCUAAUGCCUAGUAUGCCGAGGAGAAAACAGGAGAUAGAAUUAAUAGACUUUUGUUUCUGGAGCGGACGCCUGGGAACAGAAUUUGCCCAACCUAUAGUCAACCGUAUCGGAUGAUGUAUUAGUUUAGGUACUCGUAUGUUAUUCAAACCCCCCAAAUUGGAGCACCCAUCCCAUUGAGACAGAUUGUAGAGUGAGCACGAUAAAGCGAAGGGUUGAACGAGAGAACAAGCCACAGAAGUUUGCGACCUCAGUUCUUAGUGCCUAAGGAGAGAAAUAAGACCCGAAACCAAAAAGCAUUGACCAUAAAGCAACUAAUGUGAGGAUACAGCAGCCAGUUUCAAAAACUGCUAAAAACGAAAGACGGUUCCUAAACAUGGGAUUGUGCAACAGACACAAAAAUUAGUCAUAACGCAUUUGAUGAGAGCAGAAUCAAAUUUGCCAAAAGUAUUAACAACAACCAACGUGCAAACACUACAAAACACUAAAAAGCCAAUUGGAGUUCCUCAAUCUGUGUUAGUAGAAAGUCAACAAGACGUGUGAUAGUGCCUUCAUUCAAUCACUUUUAAGUGUAUAGAUUGUAAAUUAGCAGUAGACUUUUAGGAAUCUUACAUUAUCGAGACAGCUUGCUCUAAGAGAGCAAGGGAUUUUUUUUUAUCAGGAUGUAUGAUUCAAAAUGUUAUUUUAAUAGAAGAUGGUAGGAACGAAAGCAGUCCAACCAAGAACGAGCCGAAACAACAAUUUGACGUGAUCGUAUCCGUGCUGGUUACUGUUGGUAAAACGAUUGAGUUCGAAGAAGAAGAAAACAUUGAUUCGAGUAGCGAUCGCAAUGUGAGCUAGAAUGAUAUUCUCGUUUUAAUUUAUUGCAAUAUUUAUAUUAUUUAAAGAAACUAUUCGUAUCGCUAGAUUGGAAACAAAAGAAGGUAGUAGGAGAAAAAAAAACAAAAAGACAAUCGAAUGCAGGAACUUCGGGCUAUCGAAUGUAGUAAUUUGUAAUUUCAAAUGUAUCAAUAAAGAAAAAUAGAAAAACAAA